Messenger RNA from Paracoccidioides brasiliensis Pb18, 2193 nucleotides. Its product is annotated as Atypical/ABC1/ABC1-C protein kinase. The transcript is spliced from 3 exons. The record is from RefSeq and is a predicted model, not a curated record. Gene Ontology annotation, cellular component: mitochondrion. The coding region runs from base 1 to 2193 and encodes 730 amino acids.
AUGAGAGCGGCCCUUUGGCUGGGCCGUUUCCCUCCCAAUCCCGCUACUCUAUCAUGUUACAAGCAAACUGGUAGACCACCUACCAGCUCCUCCGCGAUUUACCUGCACCGUCUGUUCUCCUUCUCUUCGAAACCCUACAAUUCCAAAUACACACCCGCUCUACGCCAAAGCUGCCGUCAGCACCAUCCCGGAAAAUCACAGCAUUAUCACAAUUUCCAAUGGCGGAGCCACCAAAACGUUUCAGGGUCCUGCCGCACUUUCGGCACCUACCGGGGAACCUCCACUCUCCUCCUAGCGGCCAUCUUAACUCCUGCAGCCUUUCUCGAGCUUGCUGAGAAUGGUGCAGAUGACCCCUUCACGACUGCGGAGAGCGAGAUGCUAGCGGCGUCGCGCGAAGAAACGCGAGCGCGGCGCAGGAUACCCGAUGAUGUGGAUGGGAUGAUCCGGCUCUGUCGGAGCAUAUAUAUAUUCGUCGAUCAGUAUGUGGUGGAGCCCGUGGCUACUGCUCUGCGAUUUUUCCAUUUACUCGUCAUAUUUGUGCCGGUUCUUGUCACAGUACCCGUGAUCUGGAUCGGGCCAAGGGUCAGGAGUCGGGAUGGGGAGAGAACUGGGACGCUUUGGUGGUAUGGGUUUCUGGUUAGAGCUAUGGAGAGGGGCGGAGCGGCGUUUAUUAAGCUUGGUCAAUGGGCGGCGUCGCGGUCGGAUAUAUUUCCUCCAGAACUGUGCGUGCAGAUGUCCUCGCUGCACUCCAACGCUCCCGCUCACUCAUUAAAUGCUACGAAACGGAUUAUAAGCAACGCGUUCAACAUGCCGUUCGAAGAUAUCUUUGAAGAAUUUGACGAGAAGCCUCUGGGUGUCGGAGCUAUUGCACAAGUAUACAAAGCAAAACUACGACCGGGUCUCGUUGUACAUGACCAACUGGAUGUGGAAGAUAAGCCGUUGAAUAUAGCAGCGAAAUUCAAGAAGAAUGUGGAUACAUUGGUGAAAAUCAGUCCGCGGCGGGUGCCUUCGUCGUACGUUGCGAUCAAGGUGUUACAUCCUCGUGUGCAAAGGAUAGUGCGACGAGAUCUGAAGAUCAUGGCUUUUUUUGCGCGAGUGAUCAAUGCCAUCCCUUCGAUGGAAUGGUUUUCCUUUCCUGAUGAGGUGAAGCAGUUUGGACACAUGAUGCGACUCCAGCUGGAUUUACGGAUUGAAGCUGCAAACCUCCAGCUCUUCCGUGAACGUUUUAAAUCGCGGACGACCGCUUGGUUCCCCUAUCCAUACACUGAGUAUACGACUAGAGAGGUAUUAGUUGAGGAAUUUGCUCAAGGGAUCCCGCUGGCUGCUUUUCUUGAGAGCGGCGGAGGGGUUUAUCAGCAGGGAAUAGCCCGUGAGGGCCUCGACGCCUUCUUACACAUGCUCCUAAUCGACAACUUUGUCCACGCUGAUCUGCAUCCCGGCAAUAUCAUGGUCCGUUUCUACAAGCCGGGGCAACUAGAUCUCUCUUUCAAGACCUACCGCCCGAGCACACCAGCAAAGGAGAAACGCCAGGUCGAUGUAACCGAGUCCGUCCUCAAUCGCCUCCGACCAUACCAGAAGGACCCAGAGAAAUGGAAUGCCGUUCUAUCGGAAAUCGAAAAGGAAGGCUACCGCCCGCAGCUUAUUUUUCUCGACACCGGCCUCGUCACGCAACUCAACAGCCUCAACCGACGGAACUUCCUUGACCUGUUCCGUGCUGUGGCUGAGUUUGACGGGUACAGAUCCGGACAACUGAUGGUGGAGCGGUGCCGGCAGCCGGAUGCCGUCAUCGAUCCAGAGAUCUUCGCGCUAAAGAUGCAGCAUCUUGUUCUAGCGGUCAAGGGGCGGACAUUUGCACUGGGAAAUGUGAAAAUCGGCGAUGUGCUGAGCCAGGUGUUGUAUUUGGUGCGGGCACACCAUGUGCGGCUGGAAGGGGACUUCGUCAAUGUGGUUGUUUCUAUCCUAUUGCUUGAGGGCAUUGGGAGGAGUUUGGAUCCCGAGCUGGAUCUGUUUAAGAGCGCACUCCCUAUCCUCCGCCAACUUGGAUCUGGGACGACAUUACUGAAGUCCGUGCGAGAAGGCGACACGUCAAUGCUGAAGGUGUGGGUCGGGCUUGAGGCGCGGACAUUCCUGCAGGCAAGUAUUGAGAACGUGGAGAUGUGUGUGAAGUACGAUCUGCUGUCGCCGAAUAUAUAA